Molecule: messenger RNA, 1422 nt
Organism: Guillardia theta CCMP2712
Lineage: Eukaryota; Cryptophyceae; Pyrenomonadales; Geminigeraceae
Exons: 5
Coding region: 1-1422 (473 amino acids)
Biological process (GO): tRNA methylation
Source: RefSeq, a predicted model, not a curated record
AUGGAACGGACCGCCGGCUACGACUUCUGCGGUGUGCACAUAGGAGAGGUCGAGAUGAUGGGAGGGGUAGCUCCCAAACCUCCCCAGCUGGGAGAAGGGGUGAGGGGGAAGGGCCACGGGGCCAUGGCCUCCAAAUGCUUCACGACAUCAGCCACAGCGUUCGCCGACGUCGAGAGCAGGAGCAAGGAGGCUGAGGAGACGGCUAGAGCUGAGGAGGAGGUGGGCAAGAAGAGGAAGACCUCCACAUGGAAGGACAAGGGAAAGAGGAUUCCUUGCCCGCACGACCCCAGUCACACCAUCUACGAGAAGUCGCUGGGCAAGCACGUGCAGCACUGCCCCAAGUACAAGGAGAAGCAGGAGCAGCGCUCGCUUCCCUUCUACUCGGAGAACAUCAAUAUGAACCAGGACGCUGCUGCGAGCUCGCAGCUCCUGCGAGAGGAGGAGGAGGAUCUCAACGACAUGGACGAGAGCGAGAUGAGGUCCAGGAACAAUUGGCGAGGUCAGAGUCACAAGGGGCAGAAGGCAGGGAGCAGCGUGCAGCGGCACAUCCAGCAGCAGGCCUCCAUCGUCGGUCACCUCGAGGAGCUGAAGCUAGUCGGGGACCAGUUCACCUACGUCGAGAUGGGAGCAGGACGCGGGAUGCUCUCCAUAGCCGUGCGGGAGGCGGCGCCGAGGAGCUCGGUGCUGCUGGUGGAGAGAGGAGCAUGCAGAAACAAGGCGGACAGGCUGCUGUCCUGCAACAAGGAGGCGUUCUUCCAGCGGAUUAGGAUGGACAUCGCGCACCUGGAGCUGAGAAAAGUCCCAGUCAUGCAUGACGCAGCUGUUGUCGUGCUGGGGAAGCAUCUCUGUGGAGGAGCGACGGACCUAGCGGCUCGAUGUGCUGUGAACACGCUGAAGGAUGCAGAGAGCGAUGAGGGAGGAGGAGGAGGAGGAGGAGGAGGAGGAGGAGGAGAUCUUCGAGGAAUAGCAAUUGCGACAUGCUGCCAUCAUCGCUGUGAUCCCUCGAGCUAUGUGCUCCCUGGAUGGGUCGAGGAGCGGCUGUGCGAGGAAGGAGUGCCUGCGCAAGAGGUUUCCUUCGACCUGAUCCGCCUGAUGACGUCAUGGGCGUGCUGCGGAUGGAGGGAGGAGGCAGGCGAGCGGAUGGAGGGAGGAGGAGGAGGAGGAGAGGAGGGAGGAGGAGGAGAGGAGGGAGGAACAGCGAAUCCAGGCGCUUCAGCUCCCUCCUCUUCAAUCGACAGCCACCCAGCGUCCUUCCUGCCCCGCACUCGCAAGCAAGAGCUGGGGAGGAUGUGCAAGCGGAUUCUCGAUAUGGGGAGGGUCGAGUGGCUGAGGAGGAAGGGGCUCAAGGCCAAGCUCGUGCACUACUGCGACGCCAGCUCCGUGUCACCUGAGAACUGCCUACUGCUGGCACGGAAGGAAUGA